This is a messenger RNA of Camarhynchus parvulus, 603 nucleotides long. RefSeq names its product TNF superfamily member 4 (gene TNFSF4). Bases 1 to 603 code for a protein of 200 amino acids. The transcript is spliced from 3 exons. Gene Ontology annotation, molecular function: cytokine activity. The record is from RefSeq and is a predicted model, not a curated record. Lineage: Eukaryota; Metazoa; Chordata; Aves; Passeriformes; Thraupidae.
AUGGACGGACAGACGGACGCGGAGCCAGGGGAGCGGCUGGAGCAGCAGAGGGAGGGUGCAGAGGGUGCAGAGGGUGCAGAGGGUGCAGAGGAGCAGGGCAGGCUCUGGCAGCAGGGAGGCCAGCCCAGGAGCUCGCUGCACCUCGUCUCUGCCCUGGCCCAGUGGGUUCUGCUGCUCGCCUGCCUGAUCUACCUGGGAGUGCAUCUCCUGCGGCCCUCCAAGAUCCAGAGUGACAAAGUGCUGUGGACCCACAUCCGAUACUCAGGCAGGAGCACCAGGGGAGCAGCCGUGAACCUCUCAGCGGAAUUGGGGCCCAUCCAGAUCCGGAACGGCUCUGUCCUGGUUCCCUGCGACGGCCUCUACCUCCUGUCCCUCAGGAGCACCAUCUACCUGGAAGAGAAGGAGGACUGGCUGAAUCUGACCCUGCAGGGCAGCAGCAGUGUCCUGUGGGAGCAGAUUGUGCAGAGCAACGAGAGCACAGUGAACCUCACCACAGUGCUCUACCUGUUUGAGCAGGACAGCAUCACGCUGUGGACCAGCUCCAACGCCAGCCUCGGGGACCUGUCCCUCAGCCUGGUGUUAGUAGCUGACAGCAAGUCCUAG